Messenger RNA from Amphimedon queenslandica, 599 nucleotides. RefSeq names its product proteasome-associated protein ECM29 homolog. The coding region runs from base 36 to 599 and encodes 187 amino acids. The transcript is spliced from 6 exons. Lineage: Eukaryota; Metazoa; Porifera; Demospongiae; Haplosclerida; Niphatidae. Gene Ontology annotation, molecular function: molecular adaptor activity. The record is from RefSeq and is a predicted model, not a curated record. Gene Ontology annotation, biological process: proteasome assembly; ERAD pathway. Gene Ontology annotation, cellular component: nucleus; cytoplasm.
ACUCAUACUCAACUUUACCAAUUAGCAGUCACAAAAUGGAUGGUGCUUAUCAGCAAGACAUUGAGCUACUGGAAAAGGCUUUCCUCAUGUUUGGUUUGGCAGCUGAUGACCGAGAAGUGGAAAGAUUAAUAAAAGCUUUCUUGGUUCCUGUUACUUUGAAAAUGAAUUCAAAAUUUAAACCAGUUCAAGACAAGGCCAUGGAAUUAUUAAGUCACAUUACAAAGAGGCUACAAACUCGUUCUCAAGUGCAACUACCAAUUAUUGUAUUGAUUGAACAACUUGAUGGUGCUACUCCUAUUGUUCAAAAUUUCAUAUUAGUAUAUUUGAGAAUAGGGAUACCUAGAUUGAGUCCUGUUAAUCAAAUUGAAAUGUUACCUUUAUUAAUUAAAUCAAUGAAUGACAAGACAAAGAAACAAAUUGAUAGUAUACUCUUGCUAUAUUCUGGAGCACUGAUUCAUUUGACUAUCACUGAUGCAGCUGCAUUAAAGUCACUGGUCCCUCCUGAUGGAACCAUGAAAGAAUAUUAUCUCUGUUAUCAAUUAACAUUGUUAUUAAUACCAUACAGCUGUCAUGCUUGGUAUAAAUUUGAUUUUCCCUGA